This is a messenger RNA of Cloeon dipterum, 2348 nucleotides long. RefSeq names its product cleavage stimulation factor subunit su(f) (gene su(f)). The coding region runs from base 114 to 2294 and encodes 726 amino acids. Gene Ontology annotation, biological process: mRNA 3'-end processing. The record is from RefSeq and is a predicted model, not a curated record. The transcript has 13 exons. Gene Ontology annotation, cellular component: nucleus. Gene Ontology annotation, molecular function: mRNA binding; protein binding. Lineage: Eukaryota; Metazoa; Arthropoda; Insecta; Ephemeroptera; Baetidae.
ACUUGAGCUGAUGGUGCGAAUUCGAGUUCUCUCUUAAAAUUGUCACUGUAAACCGAGUCUCGGCUUAAAGUGAAUUGCAAGUUAUAAGCGUCUGGGAAAAUCGUGCCGCAAGCAUGGCUGCAGCCACAGCACCAGCACCAACAGUGCCGGAGGAGAAAGUUGAAGUGGAAUGGGAGAGUGACAAGCUGAAAAGGGCCCAUCGGACCGUGUUAGAGGUCAACUGCUAUGACAUGGAAGCAUGGAGCCUUCUCAUCAGAGAGGCGCAGAACAGGUGGAUCGGAGAUGUACGACCUUUCUUCGAGCAGCUGAUAAACAUCUUCCCCACGACGGGAAGAUACUGGAAAAUUUACAUUGAGCAAGAGUUAAAGGCUAGGAAUUUAGAGCGAGUUGAAAAGCUUUUUCAACGCUGUUUAAUCAAAGUGCUUAACAUUGAUCUCUGGAAGUUGUACCUCACAUACGUGAAGGAGACUAAGGCCAUGCUACCGACGUACAAGGAGAAGAUGGCACAGGCCUACGACUUCACGCUGGAGAAGGUCGGCAUGGACAUACAGUCAUACAGUAUCUGGAACGACUAUGUCACGUUUUUGAAAGGAGUCGAAGCUGUUGGUUCCUACGCUGAAAAUCAGCGAAUUAGUGCAGUUAGAAAGGUCUAUCAGAGAGGUGUCGUCAACCCAAUGACCAACAUAGAACAAUUCUGGAAGGACUACAUCGCCUUUGAGCAGAACAUUAAUCCCAUCAUUGCCGAAAAAAUGGGAAUGGAGCGUAGCAGGGACUACAUGAACGCUCGCCGAGUUGCUAAAGAGUUUGAGGCGGCCACCAGAGGCGUCAACCGAAACGCACCAAGUGUACCUCCCACUGGGGCUGCCGAGGAGGUCAAGCAGGUUGACAUGUGGAAGAAGUACAUUGCCUGGGAAAAGAGCAAUCCGUUGAGGACAGAAGACCAAACUACAAUCACCAAGCGAGUCAUGUAUGCUUACGAGCAGUGUUUGCUUUGUAUGGGCCACCACCCUGACAUUUGGUACGAAGCUGCCCUUUACCUUGAACUCUCCUCAAAACUGCUCCACGAGAAAGGAGACAUCAAUGCUGCCAAGCUGUUUGGAGACGAGGCCGCCAAUAUAUAUGAACGGGCAAUCACAACCAUACUCAACAAAAACAUGCUGCUCUACUUCGCCUAUGCUGACUUCGAGGAGGGCCGCGUCAAGUACGAGAAAGUCCACAACAUUUACACCAGGCUGCUGGAAAUUACAGACAUAAAUCCGACAUUGGCUUACAUCCAGUUCAUGAAGUUUGCUCGGAGAGCAGAGGGCAUAAAGUCAGCUAGGAACAUUUUCAAGAAAGCCCGAGAAGAUGCCCGAUCUGGCUUCCAGGUCUUUGUUGCUGCAGCCUUGAUGGAGUACUACUGCAGCAAGGACAAAAACAUAGCUUUCAGGAUUUUUGAGCUGGGACUCAAAAAGUUUGGUGAUGACCCAGAAUACAUUCUCAACUACAUUGACUACUUGUCGCAUUUAAACGAAGACAACAACACAAGAGUGCUCUUUGAAAGAGUACUUACUUCGAGCUCAUUGGAACCAGAGAAAUCAGUUGAGAUAUGGAACAAAUUCUUGGAGUUUGAAUCCAACGUCGGAGACCUGACCAGCAUUGUCAAGGUUGAGAAGAGGAGAAGUGCAGUGCUGGAGAAGCUCAAGGAAUUUGAGGACAAAGAAACAGCCCAAUUGGUGGACCGCUACCGCUUCCUCGACCUCUAUCCAUGCUCCAUCGCAGAGUUGCGCGCCAUUGGCUACUCUUCCACUUUGCAGGGAACGCACAAGGGUCUCAGCGCAGUGGGCAACCUGAAUUUGGACGAGGAGCCUGUCGCGACAGUAGUCCGUCCUGAUUUUGGCCAAAUGAUUCCCUACAAGCCAAAGUCUAACGCUCAUCCUGGCGAGCACACCGUGCCUGGCGGCGUGUUCCCGCUACCUCCGUCAGCAGCACAUCUCUGCACCUUGCUGCCCCCUCCUUCCAGCUUCCGCGGCCCGUUCGUCUCAAUUGACCUGAUGAUGGACGUCUUCAGCAAGAUCCAACUCCCUGAUUCUGUGCCGCUGCCUCAAAACAGCGAGAAUGGUUCUGAUACGAAAUUGUUCGACCUGGCUAAAUCAGUGCACUGGAUUGUUGAUGACGAUGCCCAGAACAGUAUUCAAGGGGCAAAAAGAAAGAAGAAAGGCUUGGGUGAAGAUAGUGAUGAAGAGGACUUUACUGGUGCUCCUCCAGUUAAUGAUAUUUACCGACAGAGGCAGCAAAAGCGUGUUCGCAUUUAGUUUUAAAAUUAUGUUUUUAAAUCAUUACCAAUGAUUAAAUGGAUUCAAAAACAA